Messenger RNA from Trichoplusia ni (cabbage looper), 1465 nucleotides. RefSeq lists its product as uncharacterized. Gene Ontology annotation, molecular function: phosphatase binding. The coding region runs from base 61 to 1401 and encodes 446 amino acids. The record is from RefSeq and is a predicted model, not a curated record. Gene Ontology annotation, biological process: negative regulation of phosphatase activity. The transcript has 10 exons. Lineage: Eukaryota; Metazoa; Arthropoda; Insecta; Lepidoptera; Noctuidae.
UUUUUCUAUUUUAUUAUACUUUUUGUACGUUAUUUAUUUUUGAUACGUUAUAUUUAAUCAAUGGAAUAUCAGGAUGACGACGACGAUGAUAGUUAUGACGCAGUGUAUGAAAACGGGCGUUGGGUGUGGGACGACGUUACUCGUCAACUCGUUUAUAAGAAAGAAGCCCCUGAAGUGCCUCAAGAACGCGUGGCUAUAGCUGUAGCGAUCCUUGGUUCAGUAGAAUUUAGAGAAGAUAUUGAUUUAAACGAACAACAAAGAUUCCGGAAACGUAUACAACGUAAGAUUAUUGAGGGCAAUGAUGUAGUCACUCUUCAGGAUAUAAAAGAUGUAGUCCUUUUUACGGCCCCUCCCAAGAUAGUCAAGCCAGUGAUAAUCCAUCUUCUUCAUUUGCCAGCAACCGAGCGCUUACUCCGAGCUCUCAUAUUCUUCUGCCAAUACUAUUUACAGACAUUAGACUUAAUGAGCCUACGUACGUUGGAACUCCUUGGUAAAAUACGCACUCCUAAGAGUGAUGAAACGGAAUUCGAAUUUCUAGAAAACCUACAAGAUCUCCGUCUACUCGUUGCCAAAGAAUACUCUAAUGUUAUAAUGGGUUUCGGGGAAUUCGCAAAAUUACAUCACAUGGGUGCCUUAAAGAAAUCACGCUCUUUAUCGAAGAGGGAAAGCUUGGUGUUUGAGACGUUCAUCCGAAUCAGCAUUCAGAUCAUAUGGAUCGCGCUCGGCCGUAAAUCGUUUAGCCAAAUUGAAAUUGAAGUUAAUAGAAUAUUUAAGUCUUCAAUAUUCAAUUCAGCGGAACAUAAGCUAAGUAAGGAAACGAAAAAUAAAUUGGCCGUAACCAAUCCAAAUGAAAAAGCGGUGUUACUUGGGCAGUGCAUGCAAAAGAGACACAAGGUGAAUGUGCUAUCGCCUCUUAUGGACGAAGUACAUUGCCAUAGGUACAUUGAUCACCGAAUAUAUGGAUUGGGGAUCAUAAAAUAUCCAAGCAUAAGUCCACGUCAUCGUUACCUGGAGAAUGCGAUAUCGUUGCCUGAACAUCAAUUGGAAGAUGUAAAUAUGUCUGUGGGCAUACUAGGUUUGCCCAGAGAAAAUUUUGAUAUUUUGCUGAAAGAAAUCAAAUUUAUAAGCGCCUCUUCUUCAAAUGUCAGCGUAAACAAACAACCGUCCAGACCAACGAACGUGACAAAAUCUAUGCGAAAAAGUUUAAUUGUGGCUGGACCCACAUUCAAAGACAUCGUGAUACCUUCGAAGCAAGAAGAUGACUAUCCAUUAGAAACGUGUCCGGACUUCCCAACUGAAUCGAUGCCUCGUCGACCUUGCGAUGAACUACAGCGACAAAAAUGGAUGAAGAGGAUACAACGAAUUCAAUACAGGCAAAGGGCACACCAAAAGCACGUUUAGUUGCACGACAACCGUUUGACCGACGAACGAUUUAUCAGAAAAUAAAAUUUUAUCACUACAAAAA